GCUCGUUGGGCCCAAUCGGGGGCACGUGCCGCUGAAACGGCCUGGCUGCUUAGCCAUUGGAGUUCAGGCUGGCGGACCCGCUGCAGAAGACGGCGACGGUGCUGCCGCCACAUCUCCCCGUUGCAGUUGCAGCCGCCUCCACUGCAGUUGCAUUUGGCAGCACCUGCCGACCGGGGGGCAGAAGCUAUGGCCAAAGCUCACCGCCACUAGCGCCUCUUCCACUUCCAGGUCAUGCUGUUUCCCCUGGCGCUUCAUUCGAGGCGACCUACGACAAAGGCAGCAUUCUGGGGCGAGGCGCCUCUGGCGUAGCGUUUGUGGUUAGACCCAGGAAGGAUCCAAAGGUCGAGUAUGUGGCCAAGGAAAUUUGCUUGAUGCGAUGCGAAGAGAAGCGGAGACGAGAGGCCUUCGCAGAGAGUCGACUGUUGAGGGAGCUACGGCACGACCACAUUGUGACCUGCCUCGACGUGUUCGAGGAAAUGGACAUGCUGUACAUUGUUAUGGAAUAUGCUACUGGGGGCGACUUAGGGCGUCGAAUACAGGCGCGGAAGACUGAAGGGGUCCGCUUCACCGAAGCCGUGAUCAUGCGAGUCUUUGCGCAAGUGAGUAGUGCAUUACAUUACAUCCACUCCCAGAAGAUCGUUCACCGCGACCUGAAGCCUGCGAAUAUUUUCAUCGCUGGAGAGGGAGAUUUGAGCUGCUGCACUGUGAAACUCGGUGACUUCGGCAUUGCCAAGAUGGUUGAAGGGACUAUGGGACAGGCCAACUCCACCGUGGGGACGCCUUCAUAUCUCUCGCCAGAGAUUUGCAAAAACAAUCCAUAUGGGGUCAAGGCUGAUGUCUGGUCUCUGGGGGUGGUCCUCUACGAGAUGUCUUGUUUGAAGGUGCCUUUCCAAGCGAGCAAUCUUCCAGCCAUGGCCUUGCAGAUUUGCACGAUGGACUUCAAGCCACUGCCCGAAGACUUCAGUUCGGACCUUCAUGCUUUGGUGAAUCAGCUGUUGCAGAAGGACCCAUUGAGGCGACCAGCCAUGUCUGCUGUGGUAGACGAGCCCUUUGUGAAGGCCUUCAUGGCAGAGUUUCCAGAAACUUUGAGCUUACCUUCCGGAGGUUGGCUCCCUCCAAAACUCCCGGGGAUCGAAGCCGAGAUGUUGGAAGGCGAGGGCUCCAGCAGCGGCUUCCACGAAAUCGAUUGGGAUCACAGGCGUCGAAAACGCCGGGGUCGGCCAUCAUUCAUAGAUGGCCAGGAGCCCGAUGGUGGCUACGUGCGAAGCCCGGCACGCUAUGCCAAUCGGCGCCGAGAAGAGGCCCAAUCUUCCCCAGAAAGCCACGGUGGUGCGAUGCCUCUGCCCUCGACGUCUGUGUUCACCCGUCCUGGUGCUCGUAGUGUUUCACCUACAGGCUCGAAUUCCGUGCCAGUGCCUGCUGGAAUGCGAACGUCGGGCAGCGCCCCAUCACUCCCUCCGCUACCGCCUUUGAUGGCGCAAUCACGGCGCGGGAGAAUCUCAAAUUUUUGAAGGAUUUUUCCGUUGGAAGUGCAACUGGACCGGGCACAGGGCCAGAUGGAUGAGCCUUUUG
Cladocopium goreaui is the source of this 1572-nucleotide messenger RNA. Lineage: Eukaryota; Dinophyceae; Suessiales; Symbiodiniaceae. The record is from the annotation of a GenBank genome assembly.